Messenger RNA from Xenia sp. Carnegie-2017, 2064 nucleotides. Its product is annotated as cilia- and flagella-associated protein 97-like. The record is from RefSeq and is a predicted model, not a curated record. The coding region runs from base 135 to 845 and encodes 236 amino acids. NCBI's taxonomy places the organism in Eukaryota, Metazoa, Cnidaria, Anthozoa, Malacalcyonacea, Xeniidae. Gene Ontology annotation, biological process: spermatogenesis. The transcript has 3 exons.
AAAAAAGAAUCGGCGAAACAGGAACAGUAUCAACUGUACAAACCACUGGCACAAACAGUACACACAAUACUACUUCACAAUACAGUGGUUACCAUGGUAACUAAUUACCAUAGCAACAUGACACAGAAACUAAGAUGGCUGCUAACCAAAGCCAUCAAAAUACAAGAUACUUGCAGAAUUUAUCCCACAGUAGCGAUAAAGAUUAUCUGAAAAUUGGGCCUACAGGCAGAAGAGAAAUAGAAAAAAGUGAUCGUGUUGAACGUGGACGAGUUUUUAUAACUCAAUGCGAUUCUGAUCAAGUAAACUUGGACGUAUUACUCCAUGCUGUACCUGAACUUGAUAUAAAUGACAUUGACAAGUCGAGAAAAAUGACGGGAAAAAGCGAUGAGAUUGUGCGUGAGGAAGAAUCUAAAGCUUCUGGAUUUAUUUGUAUGAGUAAAUCUGUCAAAAGGGUAAAUCGUACGCACCCGAGAAAAAGAAAUCUGCGUGAAAAUAAGCAAAACUUUUCCUUUCGGAAUGACGAAGUUGUUGCUAUUGACUUGGAGAAUCAAAGACUUUUGAGAAAUAUCAGUCAUCCUCGACCGAGCUCAGCCUCGAAAACUGCACUUGGUGGAAAUCAUUCUGUUCGUGUGAAAACCUCUUCAGAAGUCAACAGAAAGAAGUUUCAAAGAAGAAUAGACGAGGAAAAUCAGGCUAUAUUACGUCGCCUUGAAUCAGUGAAGCCAACAAAGACUUUGAAUCGAGAAUAUCUUCUACGAAAUCAAACACCUAAAGUUCAAAAACUACGAUCAACAAAAUCAUGCCAUUGCACUCCGCAUCUCAGGAAGCAUGACUCCAAGGCUUGAAAGGAAACUAAAUUACUACUGAAGGAAGUUAUGAGUUUUCCUCAUGGUUAUCGUCCAACAGUUCAUCGUAUGUUGGGUCAUGGCGGUGCAUUUUUCUACGUAUGGUGGCGAUGGCCAUGAAAACCAAACGUACCAUCAAUGAUGAUAUCCCUAAUACAAACAAAAGAAUCAAUAUUCCAGGUAUGAAACCUAACAUUAUCAUCUCGAUAAUAUCAAGUGUUGGAAAUACGAACAUCCAUCCUGUACUAACAUCUUCUUUGGAAAAUCUGUAAAAUGAUUUGUACAUAUUAAUGAUAGCCAUUACUGCAAGACUUAGUAGAGAAAUGGUUUCCGCUGUGUUGGCACGAGGGUUUUGGAAUGGUUUCACACAUUUAUGAUGUAAUAAGGCCAGCACACAGAUGAUUGCCAUGCACAUGAGUCGUAAAGUGGGAUCAGUGAUAAAACAACUAAGAAAUGUCAAGAAAAAACGUCGUGCAAUAAGAACGCUCUGCCAGUAGACAGCACCUGACUUUCCCUCUUCAGGCUUGCGAAAUGGAGCGAUAAAGAUGGAUUUCAGCGUAUCUGUAUACUCAGUAGUGUUUACUGUCCUGUUUACAGGACUUCGAUAAAUACUUAACCAUUGCAAGAGAUACUGUAAAGACCAAAAAAUGGAAAAAGGAAGUGGUACAACACAAGCGAGAAAGAAUUGCUUUGUUGAAAUCAUUCCAUUGUGCAAUUUCACGGCAAGCCAGGCUAACACCAGGAAGAAGGGAAUUAAUACAACAACGUCAAAUGCAAUGAACAGAAUCUGCCACCAUUGGUAGCAUAAUAUGUUACCAUCAUAAAACCAACGACGGUCAGAGUUUAUGGGAACGCAUUGAAUUAGUGCAAGACUAACGUUGGCAAUUUUUAUAUAUCCUAAGAGAAUGGUUUGCAUUGUUGCCCCCAGGUAACGUUUAAAUUUUGGAGUGUAUGCACCAAAGAUCUUACUUAUGAAAAAGUGAAGACUGUAGAUAAAGUAUAUGGCAAGUAAAGUUCCAAAUACAAAUGCAACAUCAAACAAAUGUUUUCCAGUUGCUGUGAGACCAGGUAUUGGACAUACACCUUCAAAAUGAACUCCCUGAAAAUUGAAAAAUCUCUGAACAGGAAUAAUUAUUUGGGCUUUCAAAAGGUGCUUUAUGUUUGUAUCUGUUUGCAGUAAGGAAGAAAUCUGAUAGAAAUAGAAAAUAAUUUCAAGAAA